Molecule: messenger RNA, 1101 nt
Organism: Fimicolochytrium jonesii
Lineage: Eukaryota; Fungi; Chytridiomycota; Chytridiomycetes; Spizellomycetales; Powellomycetaceae
Exons: 1
Coding region: 1-1101 (366 amino acids)
Source: RefSeq, a predicted model, not a curated record
AUGCCUCAACCAACAAAAGCAUACAAACCGCAACCAGCCUCGCAAAAGCGGUCUGCAAAACUAUCCGCAAAACCACAAAAUACUCGCCCAUCAACCACCUCCACUGCUCGCUCAAAACCAACGAACCCCACACAAAGAGACGACACGGACCUCCUCCUCCUCCACUCCGCUCAACGCACCCUCCUCUCACCCUCCUCCCCCGAACAAUACCUCCUCCACGCCCUCAUCACCGCCUUCCCACCCACACCCACCACCACCACCGACUCGACCGCAGAACACCUCCGCACCAUAAAAACCCACUUCUUCAACCGAAACUACGCCGCAAUAUUCACCACCGAGUCGCUGCUACCUGUUUAUGCCGCCGAGUAUAUCCCGAGCCGCGCGCUAUGCUAUAGGGAGAUGUUUAUGCGGGUGAAGGCGGUGAGGGAGGUGAUGGUCAAGGGAGGAAAGAUGUGUUGUUUGGGCGCCGGGAACGGGAGUGAGCUGGUGGGCGUGGUGGCGGCGAUGUGUGGCAUGGAGGUGUUUGGGCUCAAGAAGAGGAUUCCGACGACGGACGAGUCAUCAUCACCACAAGCACCACGAAUACCAUCGCAUCUGGAAGUUCAUAUCCAGGAUUUGGCCAAUUACGGCACGGUCCUCCCCUCCCUCCUCGCCAGCCUACAACAGCACUACCCCACCGCAUCAUCCCACGUGCACCUAACAACAAGCGUCUCAGACCUCCUCCAACCCACACCCACCCAAAUCACCACUCUAAAAGAAACCAUCUCAACAUCGUCCCUAACAACCGCCAUGUUCCUCCUCAACGAGCUCCUAACCACUAACAAAUCCGCAUUCGUCAAAUUCAUCACCCUCCUCAUGGACGCCCUCACCCCCGGCUCCUUACUCCUAGUAGUCGACUCGGCAGGCAGUUUCUCAGAGUGCAGUGUUGGGGGUGACGCGGGGAAGAGGGAGUAUAUGGUUUAUCAAUUGCUGGAUAAUAUGAGGUGUCUGGAGACGGUGGAGAGUGAGGAUGCGAUUUGGUAUCGGUUUCCCGAGGGGUUGAGGUAUCCGACCAGGCUGAAUAAUAUGAGGUAUUUUCUCAGACUGUAUCGGAAGGCGUAG